AACGCGUCUUCUCCAGACGACACCUGUCGAUCCGACGAGUUCACGUGCGCAAACAAGCACUGCAUCCAGAAAUCGUGGGUGUGCGACAGCGACGAUGACUGCGGGGACGGCAGCGACGAGAAAGAUUGCAAACCGGUCACCUGUGGCCCGUCGGAGUUCGCCUGUUCAAAGAAUUAUUGCAUAACGUCACGAUGGAGAUGCGACGGUGACUUCGAUUGUCCAGACAGAGCCGAUGAAAUCGGAUGCACGUAUUUGAACGGCGAACGACCGAGCCAUUGCAACAAGGACGAGGACUUCGACUGCGACGAUGAUUUCACGUGCAUACACAAAAGUUGGGUGUGCGACGGUGAGAAAGAUUGUCCGAACGGGGCCGACGAGUUGCCAAAACAGUGUCACAACGUAACGUGCAGACCGGAUCAGUUCCAAUGCGAGGAUCGUCGUAAUUGUAUAUCAGGCCACUUAUACUGCAACGGUAAACCAGAAUGCGCGGACUGCAGCGACGAGAAGAAUUGCACCAGCAAAACCACCGUUUGCGAUCCGUCGACACAAUUCGAAUGUAGCGAGGGCUCGUGUAUCCCUCUUUCCAGCGUGUGCAACAAAAACCGUGAUUGCAUCGGCUGGGAGGACGAGAACGAAGAUCUUUGUGGCGUGAACGAGUGUUUGAAGAACAACGGCGGGUGUUCGCAAAUUUGCAUCGAUCUGCCAAUCGGCUUCCGGUGUGAUUGCAGCGCGGGAUACAGGCUGAUUGACAAUAGAACCUGCGACGAUAUAGACGAAUGCUUGGAACCGGGCAGCUGUUCCCAGUUCUGUUUGAACGAGAAGGGCGGUUUCAAGUGCAGCUGCGCCCCGGGUUAUCUUAAAGAUCCCAGGAACCAUACUCGCUGCAAGGCGGCGGAAGGCCACGCCAGCCUACUUUUUACCAGAAGACACGAUAUAAGAAAAGUGGCGCUGGAUCGUUUGGAAAUGACGAAUAUAGUGAAAGAUACGAAAAUGGCCGCGGCCUUGGAUUUCGUUUUUCGCACGGGCAUGAUCUUCUGGAGUGACAGCAGCGAAAAGAAGAUCUACAAAGCUCCGAUAGACGAAGGCAACGAGCGUACAGUUGUGAUUGACGAUGGUUUGACAACGUCGGACGGACUUGCCGUUGACUGGAUAUAUAGUCAUAUUUAUUGGACCGAUUCCAAGAAGAGUACCAUAGAGUUGGCCAAUUUCGAGGGUAAUAUGAGGAAAACGUUGAUCCGAGAUCGGGUGCAAGAACCUAGAGCGAUAGCUCUGAACCCACUGGAGGGUUGGAUGUUUUGGACCGAUUGGAGCGACGAAGCCCGCAUAGAAAAAGCGGGCAUGGACGGAUCUCAUCGAACGGUAAUAGUCGAUCAUGACGUACAGUGGCCAAAUGGACUGACUCUGGACUUGAUCGGCAAGAAAAUAUACUGGGUAGAUGCGAAGCUGAAUAUAAUUGGAUCGUGUAACUACGAUGGUUCAGGUAUACGAACGGUUCUGUAUUCUCCGGAAGUAUUGAGGCAUCCCUUCAGUAUUACGACGUUUGAGGACUACGUAUAUUGGACCGACUGGGAUAAAGAGGCGAUAUUUAAAGCAAAUAAAUUCACUGGCAAAUCUGUCGAAGCUGUAACGUCGCUUCGAACUCUGAAAUAUCCAAUGGUCGUUCAUGUUUAUCAUCCGUACAGACAGCCAGACGGAAUGAAUCAGUGUCAGGCUGUGAAUGGCCAUUGCAGUCACUUGUGUUUACCAGCACCAAGAAUUAAUUCGAAAUCACCUCUUCUUAGUUGUGCUUGUCCAGAUGGCCUAAGAUUGUUACCUGACGGUUUAAUGUGUGUGGAGAAAGUAAGUACAACUGUAGCACCCACAACGCAAGAAAUUAGCAAACCAUUCAAGAGACUUGAACCCUUCGACGUGACUACGACUACUCAUCCAACACAUUCGGCAGAUGGAGAUGGAAAAGAUGAUCUGACAUCUGAAUCCACAGAUCCUGGUUUAGUCGCUGGUAUAGUGAUAGGCGUGGCGUCCUUAGGGCUGUUACUCCUUGCAUUAGUGGCAGUAUUAUGCUACAGGCAUUAUCUUCAUCGUAAUGUAACGAGUAUGAACUUUGAUAAUCCUGUGUAUAGGAAAACCACAGAAGAUCAAUUUAGUCUUGAAAAGAAUAGGUUUCCACUCCCUACUGCUACGGUUGGAGAAGAGGCUCAGGAACCUUUAACGAGUCCUGGAACUAAUGAUUACGUUUAAGAAUGAGUCUGUCAAUGAAACGGGCUUAGCAGGCUAUUGAAAUAUAAUGUCGACCAAGUAACACAAAAAUCAUGUAUAAAAAAAAAAAGAAAAAAGAGCGAUGAAGCGCAUGUCGAGCGAGCCUGUCCAAUAAUACGCCUGCAUUUGCCCACCUGCCUGCCAACUCAACUGUGAUUAUGUUUAUUUUUUUGUACUGUUUCUAUUUCUUUACAAAUUUGUGCAUCUUGUCAUUCAACUACUAUUACACGUAUGUGCAACAUUUAGAUUUGCUCCGAGGCAUAAAGGGAGAAAUAUUUAGGUGAACUAUAAUUAUUGCCAAAUAAGCGUUUAAGCGUCAGUUUUCGGGUAGUUUGAUAAGAUACAAUAAAAAUCCUAUUUUAUAAUGGUUUCCCUUUUGUUUACACGCGGUAAUCUGUAACAUAGUGCUAUUUAUCAAUCUAUGUGGGGUCUUGAUGCAACUAUGUUUAAAUUUAUAUAAAUAUAUAUAUAUAUAGAGAGAAUAUUUUUAUCUACAUGUAAGAUUUUUAACUUGUUAUUGUUUCACUAUUUAUUCUUUAAGGAUAUAUUUUGUCGCGUAUAACUUUUAGUUAGAUAUAUUGUUGCAUUACUAGAAUCUCAUGUAUAUAAUACACGAAUAUGCGAAGUACAUAAUAGAAAUAAUUUUAUGAAUCAUUAGUAACCAUAUUGAAUUGCCAGAAACCCUUUACGAUCAGUUGCAAAUUCAUUACAUUAUUUAUAAUACCGUUUUGUUUUUUUUAAUAUAUAUAUCGUACAAUAUUUUAUAGUGCCAAAAGAAAGUGUUUAAAAAUUAUCGUGUUCACUAAUAUUUAUAGUAAUCAAAAACAUUUUCCUAAACAAUCGAAAAUUCUUCUUUGAUAUAUUAUAAAUUUAGGAAUAGCAAUACUUGUAUUUAAUCCCAGUAAUAGCUCAAAUGAUGGCGUUUAAGUAUAUGAAUGUGUAAGUUGUUCUUUUGUAUGUGAACACACAUUUCUCCUUUUAUGUCAUUUAUGCGAUAUAUAGAAGCAAUAUUUCCAGAGCACGUUCAUAGAAUUUUCUUUAACAGCUGCCUGUGUUUGUAUAAGUAGCUCAUAUCAUAGUAAAACACUUUUCACUUUUAUGUUAUAAUUAUAAUGAAAUAGAUUGAAAACCAAUUAGAUGUAAUACGAUCAGCUCAAUGACACUAAGUGUGACUGUGUGUCUGUUAAAAGUACUGUUGUUUAGGUAUUUCAACCUACUAAAAAAGAUCAGUGUAUAUGUAUAGAACUAUCGCCUCGGGUUUAAGAAUUUUACUUAUUACAUAUACUUUAUGAUUAUUGUAUUAAAUAAUUAAAUGUGAGACAGACGUUCUUCUAGGUAAGAUUAUUAAGAAGUAUAAUAAUAUUAGAGCGAACUAACAGUUGUGUAUAUUAAAAAGUAGCAAUAUCUUCAUUACAUAUUAAAAUUUUUUAUUUUUAAAUGAUAAAAAUAAAUACAAUAAAUAUUUUCAUCUAACAAUUUGUUACUGUAAUUCAAAAGAUAUUCUCUUCAAAUUAUUUUUUUACAUGUAGAAAUACUCUGUUGCAAAUUAUGCGUUUUUCGACAGAUUUUAUAUUGCUAAUUUAUCGAAUGAAAUAGGAAUUUGCUACUUUUUAAUAGAGCACAUAUUCUUAUCUACGAGUGAAAGAAAGCAAAGUCCAAAAUUAAAAUAUAGAGGCUCGACGGUGAUUUUAAUCAAAAGAUAGCAAGAGUGUGGUGAGUAUCAGUUGCAAUUAAUUGUGUGAGUCACAAGGCAUAAUUUAGCCAAUCUAUUCGCCAAAAUCGUGUCAAACAUUAUUUCUAUGCAAUAUAUAUUAUCACUACACACGCAUAAUAUAAAUAUAUAUUAUAUAUAUAAUUUAUUAUAAUGAUUAUUGUAUAAAUAAAUAUAUAAAAUAAAUUA
This is a messenger RNA of Frieseomelitta varia, 4156 nucleotides long. Its product is annotated as very low-density lipoprotein receptor-like. The annotation marks the transcript as partial. NCBI's taxonomy places the organism in Eukaryota, Metazoa, Arthropoda, Insecta, Hymenoptera, Apidae. The transcript is spliced from 9 exons. Gene Ontology annotation, molecular function: protein binding; calcium ion binding. The record is from RefSeq and is a predicted model, not a curated record.